Molecule: messenger RNA, 1434 nt
Organism: Daldinia childiae
Lineage: Eukaryota; Fungi; Ascomycota; Sordariomycetes; Xylariales; Hypoxylaceae
Product: Serine/threonine-protein phosphatase T
Exons: 7
Coding region: 1-1434 (477 amino acids)
Cellular component (GO): nucleus; cytosol
Molecular function (GO): protein serine/threonine phosphatase activity; protein binding
Source: RefSeq, a predicted model, not a curated record
AUGGCCUCUGCAAUAGAGCAGGCAACGGCCUACAAGAAUGAUGGUAACAAAGCUUUUGCGGCUCACGAUUGGCCUAAAGCAAUUGACCUCUAUACUAAAGCUAUCGAGUUGAACGAUAAGGAGCCGACAUAUUUCACGAAUAGGGCACAAGCACAUAUCAAGUCAGAAUCUUAUGGUUAUGCCAUAGCUGAUGCUACCAAAGCUAUUGAAAUUAACCCCAAGUUUGUAAAAGCCUAUUUCCGCCGUGCUGUGGCCUCCGCUGCUAUCCUAAAACCUAAGGAUGCCGCACGAGAUUUCAAGAAAUGUGUCGAGCUCGAUCCAGCGAACAAGGAUGCCAAGCUGAAGCUUGCCGAGUGCCAAAAGAUCGUACGGCAGCUGAACUUUUAUGCCGCCAUCGACGUGGGAGACGAGCCCUCUGCGGCAGAGGGUCUCGAUAUUGCAUCCAUGGCCGUCGAAUCAGACUACGACGGUGUAGAGCUCAAGGAUGAGAUGACCCAGGAGUUUAUUGACGACAUGAUCGAGAGAUUCAAGAAUGGGAAGAAGAUACACAAAAAAUAUGUUUACCAAAUCGUAAUUGCGGUAAAGAAUAUUGUAUACAACGAAGCCACUAUGGUAGAGAUGAAGAUUCCGGAUGAUGUCAAGCUCACUGUCUGUGGUGACACACAUGGACAAUACUACGACCUAAUGGAACUCUUUAGGCUGAAUGGUCGUCCGUCUGAAAAGCACUGGUACUUGUUCAACGGAGAUUUCGUAGACCGGGGUUCUUGGUCGACAGAAAUCGCCCUGUUAUUAUAUGCCUAUAAGUGGUUACGUCCCAGCGGCAUGUUCCUGAACAGAGGCAAUCACGAAACCGACGAUAUGAACAAGGUUUAUGGAUUCGAAGGAGAGUGCAAAGCUAAGUACAAUGAAAGGGUAUUUAAGCUGUUCUCCGAAAGCUUUUCUGCACUACCGUUGGCAACGCUCAUCGGAUCUAAGUAUCUCGUCUUGCACGGUGGCCUAUUUUCAGACGAUAACGUCACUCUGGAUGAUAUCCGAAAGGUCAAUAGGCAUGCUCAGAGGCAACCAGGUCAAGCUGGCUUGAUGAUGGAAAUGCUCUGGACGGAUCCUCAAACAGCCCCUGGACGAGGCCCUAGCAAACGAGGAGUGGGUAUGCAAUUCGGACCGGACGUGACAAAGAGGUUCUGCGAGAAGAACGGUCUAGACGCUAUCAUUCGAAGUCAUGAAGUCCGUAUGGAUGGUUACGAAGAGGAGCACGAUGGAAAGUGCAUCACCGUCUUCUCGGCACCGAAAUAUUGUGACCAGACAGAGAACAGGGGCGCCUACAUCAACAUUGGCCCCGACUAUAAGUUAAACUUCAACCAAUUUGAUGCUGUUCCCCAUCCUCCGAUUCGACCGAUGGCGUAUGCGAAUAAUUCUCUUAUGUCGGGGAUGUAA